Messenger RNA from Colius striatus (speckled mousebird), 648 nucleotides. Its product is annotated as heat shock protein HSP 90-alpha A2-like. Gene Ontology annotation, cellular component: perinuclear region of cytoplasm; myelin sheath; cytosol. Lineage: Eukaryota; Metazoa; Chordata; Aves; Coliiformes; Coliidae. Gene Ontology annotation, biological process: protein folding; protein stabilization; cellular response to heat. The record is from RefSeq and is a predicted model, not a curated record. Gene Ontology annotation, molecular function: ATP hydrolysis activity; ATP binding; ATP-dependent protein folding chaperone.
AUGGCGGAAGCUGUGCAGUCUCAAGAUCAACCAAUGGAGGAGGAGGUGGAGACCUUUGCCUUCCAGGCAGAGAUUGCUCAGUUGAUGUCUCUGAUGAUCAACACUUUCUAUUCCAAUCAGGAAAUCUUUCUGAGGGAGCUGAUUUCCAACUGAUCAGAGGCUCUGGACAAGAUAAGGUACGAGAGCUUGACAGACCCAAGCAAGCGGGAUUCUGGAAAAGACCUGAACAUUGACUUGGUUCCAAACAAGCACGAUCCCACUGUGGAUACAGGCAUAGGGAUGACCAAAGCUGACCUGGUCAACAACCUUGGUACUAUUGCCAAAUGUGGUACUAAGGCUUUGAUGGAAGCACUGCAGGCAGGAGCUGAUAUGUCCAUGAUUGGGCGGUUUGGUGUUGCUUUCUACUCGGCCUACUUGGUUGCAGAAAAAGUGCCAGUGAUCACCAAGCACAAUGAUGAUGAGCAGGACGCUUGGGAGAGGUCAGCUGGAGGAUCUUUCACUGCCAGACUUGAUAAUGGUGAACCUUUGGGCCCUGGAACAAAAGUCAUCCUGCAUCUGAAGGAAGAUCAGACUGAAUACCUGGAAGAGCGGCGAAUCAAGGAGAUUGUGAAGAAGCACUCUCAGUUCAUUGGCUACCCCAUCACACUC